Messenger RNA from Cottoperca gobio, 2374 nucleotides. RefSeq names its product actin related protein 2/3 complex, subunit 1A (gene arpc1a). The transcript has 11 exons. Bases 455 to 1567 code for a protein of 370 amino acids. Gene Ontology annotation, biological process: Arp2/3 complex-mediated actin nucleation. Gene Ontology annotation, molecular function: actin filament binding. Gene Ontology annotation, cellular component: actin cytoskeleton; Arp2/3 protein complex. The record is from RefSeq and is a predicted model, not a curated record. NCBI's taxonomy places the organism in Eukaryota, Metazoa, Chordata, Actinopteri, Perciformes, Bovichtidae.
CUGCUAGUUUUAUGGGAGAUUAGUCCACAAAAUGCACUAGAUGGUGGUGUUUUGUAACCGGUUAGGCAACUUUGGAUGUUUCUAUUUGAACCACUAGAGGAGCUCUUUCGCACUCGUCGUAGAUUGUGUGGAGACGUCGAUGUGAACGAGCCGAGGUUUCCCAGUUGAAUGUAUCGGCUAGCGUGAUGAGGCUAAGCUAGCUGUCAGCCAGGCAUCCACGGGUUUUGCUGCCGAGUUAGCUACCGGAUGCUCCCGGUCGUAUCCUACUGGCCGUCUUGACAUUCCCUCAACAUUCCUGGACGAAUUCGUGUCGACUGACCAGAGUCCGCGAAUUCAGGUCCAUUCCUGAUCUAACCUUUCCCCGCUAGCGUAAUUUAGCUUGCCGGCUAACGAGAGUGCACACUCGGAGAACCGGACUGACGAGACUUCCACUUAAGGACCACACCCAGACAAGAUGUCCCUUCACCAGUUUCUGUUGGAACCCAUCACCUGCCACGCGUGGAACCACGACAGGACACAAAUUGCAAUCAGUCCAAAUAACCAUGAAGUCCAUAUCUACAAGAAGAGUGGCAACCAGUGGGUUAAGACUCAUGAACUGAAGGAGCACAAUGGACACAUAACAGGUAUUGACUGGGCUCCCAAAAGUGACCGUAUAGUGACAUGUGGAGCAGACCGUAACGCCUAUGUGUGGUCGCAGAAGGAGGGCGUAUGGAAGCCCACACUGGUCAUCCUCAGGAUCAACCGAGCCGCCACCUUCGUCAAGUGGUCUCCACUGGAGAACAAGUUUGCAGUCGGAAGUGGUGCUCGACUCAUUUCUGUCUGCUACUUUGAGUCCGAGAAUGACUGGUGGGUGAGCAAGCACAUCAAGAAGCCAGUACGCUCCACCGUCCUCAGUCUGGACUGGCAUCCCAACAACAUCCUGCUGGCUGCUGGAUCCUGUGACUUCAAAUGCAGGGUGUUCUCAGCCUACAUUAAGGAGGUGGAAGAGAAACCAGGCCCCACACCCUGGGGCAGCAAGAUGCCAUUUGGGGCUGUGCUAGCAGAAUUUGGAGGAGCGGGUGGAGGGGGUUGGGUCCACUCUGUCUCGUUCUCAGCCUCUGGUAACCGCCUGGCCUGGGUCAGCCAUGAUAGCACUGUCACUGUGGUGGACAGCUCUAAGACUGCCAGUCCUUCACAGCUGAAGACGGAGUUUCUUCCUCUCCUCAGUGUCAUUUUUGUUUCAGAGAACAGUCUAGUAGCUGCGGGCCACGACUGUUGCCCCAUGCUGUUCCGUUGCGACGACGGUGGAACACUGACAUUUGUGUCAAAGCUCGACCUCCCCAAGCAGAGUAUCCAGAGGAACAUCUCCGCCAUGGAGCGCUUCAGGAACAUGGACAAGAGAGCCACCACCGAGGACCGCAACACUGCCCUGGACACACUGCACCAGAACAGCAUCACCCAAGUGUCUAUCUAUGAAGGAGACAAAAGGGAUUGUCGCAAGUUCUGCACCACGGGCAUCGAUGGAGCAAUGACCAUUUGGGACUUCAAGAGUCUAGAAGCUUCAAUCCAGGGUCUCCGCAUCAUGUGAAGAAAUCUUGUAAAUGAAUGAAGAAAACGCAGCAGGCCUCAUUUCUCCCCCUCGCCGCCCUCCCUCCUCUCCUCUCCCCUUUACACCUAACCCCCGCUGCUCCUGCGACGCAGCCAGUAACACGUAUAACUGACCCCCUAAUCGAGUGUCUGCUGAAGCACUGAUCAGACCAUAACACACUAUUGUGGGUGUGUGCAAACACUCUCACGCGCACACACUAAAGUACACAAACACUCAUACACUACACACACACUGAGCUGACGUGUGACAUCACUGUUGAUUUUUUUUUUUUGUUUGUUUGUUUUUAAAUGAAGGUUAACCAGGUGUCAAAGUGGGACGGUCCUCUGACACGUAUUAAAACGUGACGUGAAAUGUGUGUUUUUAUGUUCUCUAACCUCCUGUACCAAAAGUUGAACACUAAAAGGUGCGUUUUAUCCAAAAGUCAGACUGUAUUUCACCUCAGUUCAAACUUAACAUGAUCUCCGAAUAUCAAUGUUUAGUAGAACGGAGGACGUGAUGCUUUACUUCCUGGAGGAUAGUAAGUAUUCUCCAGCAGGUGAAGUCAUUGUUUAGAUUAGGACCCGGGUUAUUGAUAUUCUGAGGUCAUGUUGCUGGUUGGCUGUAGAGAGCUGUGCAGGAUCUGAUGGUGGAGAGAGAAAGCAGCUGUCUAAACUCUGUGCGGAGUCACAACUGACCAGCUCUAGGCUCUGUAGCUACUUCACUAAAACCACACAAGAUGGAGGAUUUCUAUGUAACUGAUCAUGAAGUAGACAUGAAAUAAAGAUGAAGUACAUUUACAGAACUCAA